CUCGCAACCCAGCGGCAUUAUCGUGCCCUAUAUCAGCCGUGUGCUUCUAUUAAUAGAGCCAGUCAUCGGCCGCACAGGUCCUUCUACUAGCUCUGCUGAUGCUCUGGUGGCCGGACUCUCAUCAUAGGUGGACUCUCACGUUCAUGGGAGCAUCUAGUCGACCUUGCGUCCGUUCCCUACGCCGGCGAGCUCUCUCUGUCUGCAUGCCGUCCGCAGUGUCUCUGCCAAGACCUGCCUUAGAUGCAAAACUACAGCUUCCUCGUCGACCGGAAAGCACAAGGAUCUUCUAUGGAACGCGAGCAGUUGCAUUGCUCCUCUCAUUUCUAGAGCUCGUGCCGGGCUCUUUUCAACCACCCGUAGGCUUUAUCAGAAGGGCACUUGUCAUACUUCGGAUGGCGCCGUGGAAUCCAUCUGCUCGUCGCCACACGGACAGCACCAGCAUCAUCGGACGUGACUUCCCGCAUAGCCCGAGUCCAAUUCUGGCGAGGGUGUGGGGCCAUAUGGUGAGCUACAGGGAGGGAUCUGCCGCCGGGCGCAGAACACACUCGACGCGAGUAUAAAUGGCCCGCUGGGACGAGGAGGAGGAGCAGGUCCCUCGGUCUCGACAGCCCCUCGACCCGACAGCCCCUGCGCCUCUAGUGCACCUCUUCCCACACCCGAGUACAGGAUGUUCGCCGCUUCGCUCCUCGCCUCCGUGCUGCUUGCCACCACGG
Molecule: messenger RNA, 713 nt
Organism: Rhodofomes roseus
Lineage: Eukaryota; Fungi; Basidiomycota; Agaricomycetes; Polyporales; Fomitopsidaceae
Exons: 3
Coding region: 99-560 (153 amino acids)
Source: RefSeq, a predicted model, not a curated record